Molecule: messenger RNA, 1722 nt
Organism: Harmonia axyridis
Lineage: Eukaryota; Metazoa; Arthropoda; Insecta; Coleoptera; Coccinellidae
Gene: spz6
Exons: 6
Coding region: 246-1457 (403 amino acids)
Biological process (GO): innate immune response; regulation of Toll signaling pathway; central nervous system formation
Cellular component (GO): extracellular region
Molecular function (GO): Toll binding; growth factor activity
Source: RefSeq, a predicted model, not a curated record
UGCUACAAGCGUUGACCAGCUAUGCUGUUACCGUUAGGUUACAGAACUUUGCCGUGCGGGGCAAAAUCAGACGGACGGAGGUGUACAGUUCGAUCUUCGAGUUCUUCAGCGGCGCUAGAAAACGAGUUGCGGUCUCGCGCGAAGAUUUGUACUUUUUUUUUGAUCCGGUAGGGUUAUCCGGAAAAUUGUGAUUUGGGUUUUUGUUAGAGUGUAGUUUAUUUUCCUCCCAGGAGGAUUUGAUCGAUAUGAAGAGAUUGUUGGUGUUGAAUCUCUUAUUCCUGGCCACACGAGCGGAGUUGCCGUCAGAGAAUUCCUCCGGCAACUCGAUAACAACUUCGAGCUCCGAAGAACCACCAGAGGGUUAUUACGCUUUUGUGGAGUCACCAAAUGCAGAACCUCCCACUGUGAGGCCUCCACCGUACAAUUUCGCCAGUGUGGAUUGUAGGGAGGACAGUGAUAAGACCCCACACAUGUCACACAACAACCUUUGCGGGGAUCUCAACAAGGGUUUCAUUCCAAGGAAUCCAAUGGGUCAAAAUAUCCUAGGGUCACCAUAUCCAUUUGAACUGAUAAGGAACAUGACCUUGAAGUAUCUGAGCAGAACAUUACCAAUUCUCAAGGCGGAUGAAACCUUGCCAAAAGUAGCCCAACUUCAAGACGACUUCAUUUCACAAAACACAAUCGCAGGCAGCAAUGACCGCACAAAAAGAGAAAUAAAACAAGAAGCCAAAAACGAAACGACAUCUAAAAAGACUGCAGAACAGCCAAGACAAGCCCGGAAGUUCUGCGACCAAGGAGGAGUUUUCUGUAUGCUCUACAAAGCUAUCAAUGGCGAAACCCAACCCACUACAGUCGUACAAACAGUCGGGCAUCUUCCCCUGGAGAGGAGGGAUGAAAACGCAGGUCCCCCACCAAGAUACGAAGGUCCCCCGACUCCUUGCCCAGCUAAAGUGGAGUACGCAACUCCUGUAUUCGCCAAAAAUUAUCAAGGAGUUUGGAGAUAUGUGGUGCAGAUCCCUUAUGAAGGGUAUUUCACACAAACUAUAGAAGUGACGAGAUGUUUGCAGUCUAGAUGCCACUAUUUGGAUGGUGGUUGCUUGUCAUCACCAAGAUGGUCUAGUUUGUUAGUAGCAGAGAUAUUUUAUCCAGACACUGUUCUCAGUAGCAGUGAUACAACAAACCCACAACGAAGUCCUAUAGCAGCUUCACAACCACCAUCUGUGCAAGAUUUCCAGAAUUACCAACAAUAUCUGCACAAAAGAGCAGGCCUACAAGCGGCCCCUGUGGAACACACAACCACAGCAAGGCCGACCCAUUGCGAUGGUGUGGAUGCUCUAGGAUGCUUCCAGGUCAGACUCUAUUACGAUUGGUUCCUCAUUCCUGGAUCUUGCAAAUGCUGGAGACCAGAUUACUUCAACAAAUAUGUCAGAAGAAAAUUGCCUAGUCAAGAUUUGUAGGCUAAAACCAUAUUUCAAGCUUGAAGUAAUGGCACACAAUCGAGUUCUACAUAAAAUACAACCUACGAGACUGUUCAAUUUCAAUGUAUUUAACAAUUAUUUACCGAUUCAACGCAAUAAAUGUACAUAGUAUAUUUUGUUAUGAUUGUGAAGUAAAAUAUUUUGAUAAUGCUCCAAUUGUUAAGAUAUUUCACUUCUGACUUGGGUAGUAAAGGAUAUAUUUAGGACUGUAAGACUAUUCCAUAAAUAAAAUAAUAACAUCGUC